This is a messenger RNA of Acaulospora morrowiae, 305 nucleotides long. NCBI's taxonomy places the organism in Eukaryota, Fungi, Glomeromycota, Glomeromycetes, Diversisporales, Acaulosporaceae. The record is from the annotation of a GenBank genome assembly.
GUGUUCAUACACAUCUCGAAUUCACCCACGAAAUAAAGGUGUCUGGUGAGUUCCUCCGAUUUGCUUACCUCCGCCCUAAUCUCGACUGCGAGUUGAAUCCCUCAUUCAAUGCCGACCGGAUGGCCAGAGCUGACGUUAAUAAGAAAAGGCGUUCGUGUAUGAGCCACGCGCAAGUACUAAAACGUCUUAAGGGUGAAGAAGAAAACCUGAUGGUCACUGGCUACGAAUUCUUAAUGCCUUUGGAUCCGAGAUCAAGUAGCUUCUGUGCGACCCAAGAUUUUAUUAUCCCUCUCAUUUCGGUGUAG